CGAACACAAACAAAAUAAAAAUUCAUCUCUGCUUUAUUUUCUUAUUCUCAUCCGGGCGAUCGAAAUCAUCGAAUACUCUCUCUCUCUCGAAACCCUAAAAAGAUGACCUCUCUGACGAAUUCGUUGGUUCUAACGAAGCAUUCGCCAUUUCAUAUUUCACCUGGCUCUCCUUUUAAGUCAUCGGACCAGUGCCUUGGUAGUUUGGGGCCCAAGAACUUGUUGCUCAGUCUACAGACAGGGAAAACACAAUUUUUGACGUCUAAACGGGCACUCACUGUUCAAGCAGGAUACAGUGAUGGUGGAAAGCCAGGUAGCACGAGCAUUUUUAUUGGUGGCUUUGUUUUGGGAGGAAUACUUGUUGGCACGCUCGGUUGCGUAUAUGCACCUCAGAUCAGUAGGACACUGGCUGGAGCUGACAAAAAGGAUUUAAUGAGGAAACUGCCCAAAUUUAUAUAUGAUGAAGAAAAAGCUUUGGAGAAAACACGUAAAGUACUGGCAGAGAAGAUAGCACAGCUGAACUCUGCUAUCGAUGAUGUUUCUGCUCAGCUUCGACCAGAAGAUGAUACCCCAAAUGGAGUGGCUGUGGAUACAGAUGAAGUAGAAGCUGCCAUAUGAGCAUGAUCCUGUUUGCAUUUUGGUAGUAUUGGCCUUCACGUUAAUUGCAAGAUUGGCCUUCACCUUGGUUAAUUGCAAGAUUUGGAAAUGAUUGUUGAGUCUGUUGUUGUCUUUUUUUCUUCUCGACAAUUAAUGUGGUUGUGUUGAUGUAGUGGUUCUGAGCAUAAAGUGACUGCUAUUUUGCUUGAUACAAUAAAAACAUUGCUCGGUGUCUGGGCUGAUUUAUAUACAAAACAGAGCUUUUUCGGUUGUGCUGUUUUUUUGGUGUA
Messenger RNA from Camellia sinensis, 884 nucleotides. The record is from RefSeq and is a predicted model, not a curated record. Lineage: Eukaryota; Viridiplantae; Streptophyta; Magnoliopsida; Ericales; Theaceae.